Messenger RNA from Mobula hypostoma (lesser devil ray), 1574 nucleotides. It is a transcript of the gene chrna8, whose product is annotated as cholinergic receptor, nicotinic, alpha 8. NCBI's taxonomy places the organism in Eukaryota, Metazoa, Chordata, Chondrichthyes, Myliobatiformes, Myliobatidae. The transcript has 10 exons. Gene Ontology annotation, molecular function: acetylcholine receptor activity; acetylcholine binding; acetylcholine-gated monoatomic cation-selective channel activity. The record is from RefSeq and is a predicted model, not a curated record. Bases 30 to 1574 code for a protein of 514 amino acids. Gene Ontology annotation, biological process: nervous system process; synaptic transmission, cholinergic; monoatomic ion transmembrane transport. Gene Ontology annotation, cellular component: synapse; postsynaptic membrane; neuron projection.
GGUCAACCUCGGUUUUACACCUCACAUGAAUGCUGGCAUCCAGAAGAGUGUUAAAAAUGCGAGCGCAAAAGUGUCUGGAUUAUGUUCGGAUAGCCGUCGUGCUGUAUUUCGUGAAAGGUUCACAGCAGAGUGAAUACCAAAGGAAACUCUACAGGGAUUUAAUGAAAGGCUACAAUCGUUUGGAGCGCCCUGUACUGAACGACUCACAGUCUUUGGUUGUUGAGCUUGGAAUGACAUUUAUACAGAUAAUUGAUGUGGAUGAGAAAAAUCAAGUGCUGAUCUCAAAUGUUUGGCUUCAAAUGCAUUGGACAGACUGGUACUUAAGGUGGAAUAUAACUGAAUAUGGUGGCAUUCGGACGGUACGUUUCCCAUCAGAUCAAGUGUGGGUCCCUGAUAUUCUCCUAUACAACAGUGCCGAUGAAAGGUUUGACGCAACAUUUCAUACCAACGUUCUUGUAAGAUCGAAUGGGCGUAGUCAGUACAUCCCACCAGGUAUUCUGAAGAGCACCUGCUACAUCGAUGUUCGCUGGUUCCCCUUUGAUGUCCAGAGAUGCGAUUUGAAAUUUGGUUCCUGGACACAUGAUGGUUGGCUAUUGGACCUGCAGAUGAUGGAAGCUGAUAUUUCUACUUAUAUACCUAAUGGAGAAUGGGACCUCGUUGGAGUACCUGGGAAAAGGAAUGAACUCCGCUACGAGUGCUGUGAUGAGCCCUACCCAGACGUGACCUACACAGUCAUGAUGCGCAGGCGUACACUUUAUUAUGGACUAAACCUGCUGAUUCCAUGCGUUCUAAUAUCUGGAUUGGCACUUCUGGUGUUCCUAUUACCAGCAGAUUCAGGAGAGAAAAUUUCAUUAGGAAUCACUGUGCUGUUGUCUCUAACUGUAUUCAUGCUGCUAGUGGCUGAGAUAAUGCCAGCAACAUCUGACUCAGUCCCAUUGAUUGCUCAGUACUUUGCAAGCACAAUGUUCAUCGUGGGCCUCUCUGUGGUCGUUACUGUACUGGUUCUUCAGUUUCAUCACCAUGAUCCUCAUGCAGGGAAAAUGCCAAAGUGGGUGCGAGUGGUACUAUUGAACUGGUGUGCAUGGUUUCUCCGAAUGAAGAAACCUGGAGAAGGAAAGACUGACAUCCCCUAUAGGUACAAUCAACAACAGCAAGAUAUCAGCAACAGCAUGGAGAUGAGCAGGCUUCCCAGGCAGCGCUCUAGUAAUGGCAACAUGAUCUACGUUGGCUAUCACACUGUGGAAAACCCAUGCUGCCCUCCCUGCAGUGACUCGAGCCUCAUGUGUGGUCGGAUCGCCUGUUCACCCACUGAGGACAAUGGCAUUGCACAGAGUGGGCUUCUGGUUGGCAGUCCUCCUGAGAUAGGGAAGAUUCUAGAGGAGCUGCAGUUCAUCACCAGGCACUUCAAGGACCAGGACGAAGGUGAAGCCAUCUGCAGCGAAUGGAAGUUUGCUGCCGCGGUUGUUGACAGACUCUGCCUUGUAACAUUUACUGUUUUUUCUAUAGUUUGUACAUUUGCCAUAUUGAUGUCAGCCCCUAAUUUCAUAGAAGCUGUUUCUAAAGAUUUUGUAUGA